This is a messenger RNA of Zophobas morio, 1493 nucleotides long. It is a transcript of the gene WDR79, whose product is annotated as telomerase Cajal body protein 1 homolog. Gene Ontology annotation, cellular component: Cajal body. Bases 186 to 1391 code for a protein of 401 amino acids. Gene Ontology annotation, molecular function: protein binding; RNA binding. The transcript has 5 exons. The record is from RefSeq and is a predicted model, not a curated record. Gene Ontology annotation, biological process: Cajal body organization. NCBI's taxonomy places the organism in Eukaryota, Metazoa, Arthropoda, Insecta, Coleoptera, Tenebrionidae.
UUAGUUUCUGUUGGUAACGUUUUAUCGUUUUCGUAAUGAUCUGUCAUUUAAUCCAAUCUAGAAACAUUCCAAACGAAGGUGUUGCUGCGUAAUAAUCAGUAGCCAUUUAUCAGUUAUUUACGGCAGUUUUUAUCGAUUCGUUUGUAAAUACGUGGAUGUGGUUAGUUUUUAGGUGAUUUAACAAAAUGAGUGAAGCAGUGACGGAACCGCAGUACGACGUGGGUGAUGCCGUUUUGGGCCAAUCAUUCGUAUCAUAUACAAAUUAUAAUUUUGAAAACUCAGCUUUAGAGUUAGCUCGAUGUCAGUGGUCCAACUAUGCGGACCAACAUUAUAUGAAAGGGUGCAAGUGGUCGCCCGAUGGGACUUGUCUGUUGACGGUUGUCCGAGGUGCUGGAAUGCACGUAAUGGAAUUACCACAAGAUUUGUACUCUGGAGAGACGUUAAUGAAUAGUAGGCCUAUUGUGGCCCUCAGUCCUGCCGUUAGUGUGCCUGAAAGUGGCUUAAUAUAUGAUUGCUGUUGGUAUCCAGGAAUGAAUAGUGGAAAUCCAGCAACUUGUUGUUGGUUAUCGAGCGGUCAUGAAGGCCCUAUCCACUUGUGGGACGCUUUCACUGGAAAUUUGCGGUGUUCCUACAGAGGGUACAACAGUGUCGAUGAACUGGAAGCUGCAAUAAGCGUAACUUUUUCAGCUGAUGGUCAGAAUGUAUUUUGUGGUUACAAGAAGAAUGUUAAAAUUUUUAGUACGGGUCGACCAGGACGGGAGUUCGUUGAAUACCCAACAACCCAUCCAGCUUCGUGUUUGGUGGCUAGUCAAGCGCAACCUGGCGUCGUCGCUAUAGGUACGUGGAAAAACACAAUUGAAUUGGUGGCUCAGAGUGAUGGCACGUUCCGCCACCUGUGCAAGCUGACUGGUCACCGAGGAGGAAUCACAUCCAUGGUGUUUUCUUUGGACGGAUCCCGCCUAUACAGCGGCGCGAGGAAGGACAAAGAAAUUAUCUGCUGGGAUCUACGAGUACCGGGCCGACCCAUGUUCUGUUUGACCCGUGAGGCUAAUACCAACCAAAAAAUCAGUAUUGACCUCUCCAUGUGUGGUAACUGGCUCGUCUCGGGGGGCACGGAUGGUAAGGUGCAAGUAUGGAAUGUUCACGAUAGUACCUAUCCAACUGUUCAUAUGCAAAUGCCCCUGCAUAGUGACAGUUGUAAUGGUGUAAGUUUACAUCCUUAUCGACCGAUACUUGCCACCGCCACUGGACAACACCAUACUUUGGAUCCACUGCAUCAUACUAGGACAGCGCUGGUUUAUGAGAACGCAUUGUGCAUGUGGUGGGUUGGACAACAACAAGAAGACCCUGAUCUACUGGCGACCAUCAUCAAAGCUGCAACGAACUCUUAGAAGUGAUAAGUUUGUGUUUUAUUUUGCAUUUAUGUUAGUGGGGGGUGCCACAUCACAAUCUAGUUGAUAAUGUUGUGUAUUGAAUAAAGUAUUUUCACACUG